UCUACUAAGAAGCUCUUAACACACAAUCUUCUCUCUCCUCUCUAUCAUCUAUCCAUCUCUCUCUCACACACUCUCUCAAUGGCUAUUCAAGCGUUUUCCAUUGUUUCUCUUCUAUUCUUCUUCUUCUUCAAUUUAUGCCUCCAUGGCGCUUAUGGUGACUAUGGAGGGUGGCAAGGUGCUCAUGCCACUUUCUAUGGUGGGGGUGAUGCAACUGGCACAAUGGGAGGCGCUUGUGGAUAUGGAAAUUUGUAUAGCCAAGGUUAUGGUACUAACACUGCAGCACUAAGCACUGCUUUAUUCAACAAUGGCUUGAGUUGUGGAGCAUGCUAUGAGAUCAAAUGCAAUGAUGACCCACAAUGGUGUCUCCCUGGGACCAUCACUGUGACUGCUACAAACUUCUGCCCACCUAACCCUUCUCAGUCUAAUGACAAUGGUGGGUGGUGCAACCCUCCCCUCCAACAUUUUGAUUUAGCAGAGCCUGCUUUCUUACAAAUUGCCCAAUACAAAGCUGGAAUUGUUCCUGUGUCUUUCCAAAGGGUGCCUUGUGUGAAGAAAGGAGGAAUAAGAUUUACAAUCAAUGGUCACUCUUACUUCAACUUGGUCUUGGUCAGCAACGUUGGUGGCGCAGGAGACGUCCAGUCGGUGUCGAUUAAGGGGUCUAACACAGGGUGGCAACCCAUGUCAAGGAAUUGGGGCCAAAACUGGCAGAGUAACUCCUUGCUCAAUGGCCAGUCGCUCUCAUUUCAAGUCACUACUAGUGAUGGAAGGACUGUUACUAGCUACAACGCGGUGCCUGCUAAUUGGCAGUUUGGCCAAACAUUUGAGGGGGGUCAAUUCUAAGUUUUCAUGACACCCAUUGGGAUACAAAUUUGUACAUGGUGUUGAAAUUGAGAAUGGGAUAGGUUUUGGAGAGACAUGAGAAAAUUGAGAGUCUAUUGACGUGGUGGAUUAGUGGCUAACUAAUACCCGCUUAGGCCUACACAUAUAUAUAAAGUUUGAGUUAAAGUAAUUUGUAGACAGAGAUAUUCAAUGGGGAGCCUUAGGUUAAAAUUAAGGCCAUAUGAAUAUCAUGUAAAGUUUGUAUAUUUAAUCCCCAAUUUGGUAUAGAAACCCAAUUUGAGGCAAAUUUGUAUCAAUGAAAUUCUUCAGCGCAUUUCCAUAA
Camellia sinensis is the source of this 1162-nucleotide messenger RNA. Its product is annotated as expansin-A8. Gene Ontology annotation, biological process: plant-type cell wall organization. Gene Ontology annotation, cellular component: extracellular region. The record is from RefSeq and is a predicted model, not a curated record. Lineage: Eukaryota; Viridiplantae; Streptophyta; Magnoliopsida; Ericales; Theaceae.